This is a messenger RNA of Dermatophagoides pteronyssinus (European house dust mite), 1006 nucleotides long. Its product is annotated as nuclear envelope phosphatase-regulatory subunit 1-like. Lineage: Eukaryota; Metazoa; Arthropoda; Arachnida; Sarcoptiformes; Pyroglyphidae. The record is from RefSeq and is a predicted model, not a curated record. Gene Ontology annotation, cellular component: cytoplasm; Nem1-Spo7 phosphatase complex.
AAAAUAGCUUUGUUUUUGGAAACGAAAAAAAAUAAAAAAAAGAAUUCAGAAUCAAAAUCCUAAAAAAAUGUCAACAAUAUCCACGAAUCAAAUGAUGACAACAACAACAACCACAACAUUCGAAUUAAAUCCAACCAUACAAUGCAAUGAUUUAAAAGCUUUUGAACGACGACUUAUGGAAACGAUAUUACAACAAAAACCACGUGAACGUUUAUGGCGUAUUGUUUUAGCAAUUAGUCUAACAUCCACUGCAAUUAGUUCAUAUUUUUGGCUACAAGAUUCAAUGAAUCCAACAACAAAUAAUAAUUAUUAUAAUAAUAAUCAUCAACAUUUUCAAUCAAAAAAUUCAGUAAUAACAACAGAUAUGAAAACAACAGAUGAAACCAUUCACGAAAUUGUUGAAAAUAAUUUCGAAGAAUUAACAUUUUUUCAAUCAUUAGUUAAACAUUAUUUUUUUACUAUUAAUUGUAUUAUUCUAAUCACCUUGUUUAUUCUUGGCAUUCAUCAACGUGUUAUACAGACUAAUAUUAUCGUAAAUCGAAUACGUGAAGUACUUUAUGAUUUUGCCUUAUCAUGUGAUGAUCAAGGAAAAUUAAUUGUUAAACAAAAAUAUUCACGACCAUUAUCAACAACAUCGUUAAUGUUUGCAUCGAAUAAUAGUUUUUCACAUUCAUCCACUUUUCAUCAACAUCAUCAUUUACAUAAUAAUUCAAGCCCGGUAACACAAGUAAUGCCGAAUUCAAUGCCAAAUAUUCAACGUAGAUCAUAGGACCUUUGUUUGCAAACAAUCUCGAGUUGUCAAUCUCGAUAUUUAUAUCAUUAUGUGUGUGCGUGUUUCAAAGAAACAAACAAUUCUAACGAUAUUAACUAAGAAAAAAAAAUGGAUCCUCAAUCAAUCUUUCCAACUCUCACGAAUCAAUCUCGAAUCUCUGACACAAACCAUACCUCAUUAUUAUUAUUUUUUGGUUCAAUUUUGAAUCGACUCCUGGAAAAUAAUCGAUCACAG